Magnolia sinica is the source of this 769-nucleotide messenger RNA. RefSeq lists its product as uncharacterized. Lineage: Eukaryota; Viridiplantae; Streptophyta; Magnoliopsida; Magnoliales; Magnoliaceae. The coding region runs from base 7 to 504 and encodes 165 amino acids. The record is from RefSeq and is a predicted model, not a curated record. The transcript has a single exon.
GAGAGAAUGGAGGAAAGCGAGAAGGAGAAAGAGAACGAAGUAAAAGAGAUCGAGGCCUGCAGCGAUCCGUCUGCUGGAAGCACCGGCGACGAAUCUCAACCAAACCCUAAACCUAGAUCUGUCAAGAUCAUAGCCCCAGAGAUCGAGAUCCAUCUCUUCCGCUGCGGCAAAGGUCCGAUCGAUGUUUUUAAAUCGAGGCUCGGAGGGUGGGAUCAGGAUCAGCUGGAAGUCCAUGACAUUCUGGAAAAGUAUGGUUUCAAAUCCAUCUUCGCGUUCAAUCCCAUCUCGGGAAGAGGUGUUUCGAUCCGUUUCAACCCCCGGAAUGGAAGAUCGUUGCUUCCGUACAGGGACGGAUCUGUAAUUUACAUUGACGGAGAGCCAAAGGAUUCCAUGAUCAAACCCAUAACGAAGAUCCUGCUCGGCACAGCAGUGUUAGCACUUUUGUUGGCAGUGUUUCUGAGGGAAACUCCAGAAUGGUUGAAGACCUCAAACUUCCUAGGAUGAAACUUCCCCCCUUGGAUUAUUGCUUGCAUAGUAAUUCUUUUCACCGGCUAAGGAAGAGAACUAGGGAUGCAUUCAAAAAGUUUGGUUGGUGAGUAAAUGCCAUCUUUAACUGCUGUUAGUACUUUCACUUCUUCUUUUUUCAGUGACCAUGGUUGCUUGUUUAAUGCUUGCUAAAGUUGCAAGCUGUAGUUUGAGAAUUGCAUGCCUUGUAGAGCUGAACAACCGAAAAUGCUAGUCUGUAAAAUGUUUUUUUCCCGGGAAGGAA